CCACAAGUCGGCCUCACUUUAGUGCUGCCAAGUCCCAUGUAUAAAUCUGCAACUUCCGCGCCGCUCACCUUGUCUGCAAGAAACCUCCCAAGGCACGGAGAGAAUGCACAAGAGUGAGUCAGGAUCAUCACUGGGUCCAGGAGGCCUGGACCUAACCCAGGCCUUCUUCAAGCCCGUUCUCAACGCAGCCCCUCCGUCUCCGACGAAGCGCCACAACAAGAUCUCCGUCAUUGGCACCGGCAACGUGGGCAUGGCCAUCGCCCAAACCAUCCUCACCCAAGACCUCACGGACGAGCUCGUCCUCGUCGACGCCAAACCCGAUAAACUUCGUGGCGAGAUGCUGGACCUCCAGCACGCCGCUGCGUUUCUCCCCCGUACCAAGAUUCACGCCUCCACUGAUUACUCUGUGACCGUCGGAUCUGAUCUCUGCAUCGUCACGGCCGGGGCGCGUCAGAUCGUUGGCGAAUCCAGGCUGAACUUGCUACAGAGGAAUGUCAGUCUAUUUCAGACCAUCAUUCCCCCGCUGGUUCGUUACUCCCCGGACUCCGUUCUCCUUAUAGUUUCAAAUCCGGUGGACAUCUUGACUUACGUGGCCUGGAAACUCUCGGGUUUCCCCUCCAAUCGCGUCAUCGGAUCGGGUACCAACUUGGACUCUUCCAGGUUUCGUUUCCUCAUCGCCGAUCAUCUGGACGUCAACGCUCAGGAUGUUCAGGCGUACAUAGUAGGGGAACACGGUGACAGCUCGGUGGCGCUGUGGUCUAGCAUCAGCAUAGGGGGCGUACCGGUGCUAAGUUUUCUCCAGAACCAACAGAUAGCGUACGAGAAAGAAACGCUGGAAAACAUACACAAAGAAGUUAUAGACAGCGCUUAUGAAGUGAUCCGUUUGAAAGGCUAUACUUCUUGGGCCAUAGGAUACUCCGUGUCUAGCCUGGUCCGUUCCAUUCUGAGAGACCAAAGGAAGAUUCACCCAGUCUCUGUUCUUGCCAAGGGCUUUUAUGGCAUUGACGGUGGUCAAGUUUUCUUGAGCUUGCCGGCACAGCUCGGUCGAGGUGGGGUGCUCGGUGUGACCAAUGUCCAUUUGACCGACGAGGAAGAACAGAGGCUUAGGGACUCGGCUAAGACCAUCCUUGAAGUGCAGGCACAAUUGGGUAUUUGAGUUCAUAGACGACAAUGACAUGGUCCUGUUCUAUCUCCCUUGUAAUCUUCUUUCCCCGUUUUCUUUAAGCAUAAUGUCUCAUUUCAUCCCAUAUUUACUGCUUCAGUGACAGGUACACAGGGUGCAAGGGUUGCUAUUUCCGUGAUUAAACGCAUGUCUUUGUUUAAAUCAAAAUCGAAGGUUGUUUUAAUUUUUGCCCUGUGAUCAAACACCCCAUUAAUUAAAACGCAGUGUUUGCCCCAUCAGUAUAGGCCCAGUGACAAACUGAUUACGGGAAGGCUUUCUACCCUGCACCCUAUUUUGUUUUCCCCCGUCUAAUGUUGUUCGUUAGGAUUGUGUCUCAUAUGGUCUCGUGUUGACUUCUUUUUGUGGAUUUGUGAUGUAAUGAUGUGGUUAUUAGUUAUUACUACUGCCUUGGAACA
Messenger RNA from Prosopis cineraria, 1578 nucleotides. RefSeq names its product L-lactate dehydrogenase A-like. The transcript is spliced from 2 exons. Gene Ontology annotation, molecular function: L-lactate dehydrogenase (NAD+) activity. The record is from RefSeq and is a predicted model, not a curated record. NCBI's taxonomy places the organism in Eukaryota, Viridiplantae, Streptophyta, Magnoliopsida, Fabales, Fabaceae. Gene Ontology annotation, biological process: carboxylic acid metabolic process. Bases 104 to 1156 code for a protein of 350 amino acids. Gene Ontology annotation, cellular component: cytoplasm.